Molecule: messenger RNA, 1098 nt
Organism: Selaginella moellendorffii
Lineage: Eukaryota; Viridiplantae; Streptophyta; Lycopodiopsida; Selaginellales; Selaginellaceae
Product: ADP,ATP carrier protein
Exons: 3
Coding region: 1-1098 (365 amino acids)
Biological process (GO): mitochondrial ADP transmembrane transport; mitochondrial ATP transmembrane transport
Cellular component (GO): mitochondrial inner membrane
Molecular function (GO): ATP:ADP antiporter activity
Source: RefSeq, a predicted model, not a curated record
AUGGACAAGAUCUCCGGGGCUUCUCUUCUUCUUGCUCGCUACAAGCAACAAAUCCUCCAGGAAGAUCAUCGCCAGCAGCGGCAUUUCCAUCAAAAUAGCCACCAGCAGCAGCAGCAUGGAACUCGAAUUCACGACAAUCGGGCAAUCUUUGUCCCUGGCGCGGCAGAGAAGCCGGGAUUCGUCGUUGAUUUCCUCAUGGGCGGCGUCUCUGCAGCAGUGUCCAAGACCGCCGCGGCCCCCAUCGAGCGCGUCAAGCUCCUCAUCCAGAACCAGGACGAGAUGAUCCGGAUGGGCCGCCUCUCGGAGCCUUACAAAGGGAUCCUCGACUGCUUCGGCCGGACGAUGCGCGACGAGGGAACCAUGGCGCUCUGGCGAGGCAAUCUCGCAAACGUCAUUCGCUACUUCCCCACCCAGGCACUAAACUUCGCGUUCAAGGAUCACUUCAAGAGGAUGUUUAACUUCAAGGCCGACCGCGAUGGCUACUGGGUGUGGUUCGCCGGGAACUUGGCCUCGGGCGGCCUCGCCGGUGCCUCGUCUCUCUUCUUCGUCUACUCCCUCGACUACGCGAGGACGCGCCUGGCAAACGACGCCAAGGCCGCCAAGAAAGGUGGCGGCGCCGGCGGCGGCCGCCAGUUCAAUGGCCUCCUCGACGUCUACAGGAAAACUCUGGCCAGCGACGGCAUCGCCGGGCUCUACCGCGGCUUCAACAUCUCCUGCGUUGGCAUCGUCGUCUACCGCGGCCUCUACUUUGGGAUGUACGACUCGCUCAAGCCCGUGGUCCUGGUGGGAGAUCUCAAGGGGAACUUCGCGGCGAGCUUUAUGCUGGGGUGGAGCAUCACGAUCGCGGCUGGAUUGGCCUCGUACCCGAUCGACACGGUGAGACGCCGGAUGAUGAUGCGAUCUGGCGAGGGUGCCAAGUACAAGAGCUCCAUGCAUGCGCUGCGGGAGAUUCUGGCCAAGGAGGGGGUCAAGUCGCUGUUCAAGGGAGCCGGGGCCAACAUCUUGAGAGCCGUGGCGGGCGCAGGAGUGCUCUCGGGCUAUGACCAGCUGCAAAUGAUCUUCCUGGGCACGACGUAUGGCUCGGGUGGCGGCGGCUAA